Messenger RNA from Periophthalmus magnuspinnatus, 2389 nucleotides. It is a transcript of the gene nadk2, whose product is annotated as NAD kinase 2, mitochondrial. The record is from RefSeq and is a predicted model, not a curated record. The transcript is spliced from 12 exons. Gene Ontology annotation, molecular function: NAD+ kinase activity. Gene Ontology annotation, biological process: NAD+ metabolic process; NADP+ biosynthetic process. Lineage: Eukaryota; Metazoa; Chordata; Actinopteri; Gobiiformes; Gobiidae. Gene Ontology annotation, cellular component: mitochondrion. Bases 525 to 1865 code for a protein of 446 amino acids.
GUACCCAAUUGGAAUUCAGUGCGUCUUACGUCACAGGAGGAGCGCUGGACGUGGGGCUACGUGCGCGCUAGGCUGCAUGGGGCGCAGUGUGGUUGCUCUUUUCAUUUCAUUUCAUUUCAUUUAUUGUUUAGCUAUUAUUGCGUUUGUUCUUGAAUGCAGUCUGAUCUUUAUAAGGACUUAUUCAUGGUGAGAAAAAUCAAAUUGGACCGUGUGACCCGUGGAAACUGUUGGUGAAUAGCUGGUGCAAGCUGCUAGCCACUUUAGCUGUAUGGCAACACUCAAACAUAACAAUUAACUUACUUGUUGAAUUGUUGACAUUCCUCCCUGCAACUCUGUCGUUUUUUGUAGGUCAUAAUGUAUUAACCCGUGUUUAUGACAAAUGGUGAAAGACUUGAUCUUUCAGACUACGUGACCUUCGCCAGGUUUUGUGCCGAUCAUUUUGUUUUGUUUUUUCGGAUGCUGUGUAGGAUAGGAUGAUACGCGCAUGCUCAAUUUAAUGAUUAAAAUUACAGACUGAGUAAUUUAUGUUUGCACUUUUGGUGCUGAGAAUGCCUCGGCGCUCAUUCGUCAACUUUGUAUACACUGGACACCGUGCCUAUGCCCAGCUGUCCGGAGUCUUGCGUCGUAAGCUUCACACUUCGUCAUUAAACCCAUCGUCCCAACCAAGAACUGGAUUUAAACCUGAAAAAGUGGCCGUGGUAACGAAGACAACACGCUAUGAAUUUGAGCAGCAGAGGUAUAGAUAUGCUGGGCUAUCAGAGGAGGAUCUGAAGCAGCUGCUUGCUCUGAAGGGCUCCAGCUACAGUGGCCUUCUGGAAAGACACAACAUCCACACCAACAAUGUUGAGCACGUUGUCAAGAGUUUGAGGAAAGAGGGUAUUGAAGUUAGAGUGGUAAAGAGAGGAGAAUAUAAUGAAGAGGUGGUGCGAUGGGCAGAUGCAAUCAUAUCAGCUGGAGGUGACGGGACAAUGCUACUUGUUGCCAGUAAGGUUUUGAGCAAGGAUAAACCAGUUGUUGGAGUUAAUACAGACCCCGAGAGGUCAGAAGGUCACCUGUGUUUGCCAGUUCGCUAUACUCAUGCCUUUCCCGAGGCCCUGCAGAAACUGUUUCGGGGCGAUUUCAGAUGGCUGUGGCGGCAAAGAAUUCGACUUCAUCUUGAGGGCACAGGCAUCAAUCCAACACCUGUAGAUCUACAUGAACAGCAGCUGAGCUUGGAGCAGCACAGCCAGGCUCACCGCAACACAACAUCUGAUGGCCAAAGUGGGACAGGGGCAAUACCUGAGAGCUUCUCACAGCCAUGCCUCCUUCCAGUCAGAAGCCUCAAUGAAAUCUUUAUUGGAGAGUCUCUCUCCUCCAGGGUGAAGUUAAAACGUCAUGUUAAACUCUUGCUCCAUAGGGCUUCCUACUAUGAGAUCUCAGUGGACGAUGGACCUUGGGAGAAGCAGAAGAGUUCAGGCCUCAGCGUCUGCACAGGCACUGGCUCUAAAGCUUGGUCAUACAACAUUAACAAGUUGGCCGAACAAGCUGUGGAGGAAGUUUUGAAAAUUGGAAAGGCACAAGCUCAUCUGGAAUACCACCUAAAUCAUGAAAUUAUUGAAAAAGUUACUGAAGCCUACAAUGAGUCUCUGGUGUUUAGCCCUGAAGAUAGGCAGUUGUUGUUCAGCAUCAGAGAGCCCAUCGUGAACAGAGUUUUCUCCAGCAGUCGACAAAGGGGCUUUGCCAGCAAAGUUUGUGUUCGCUCUCGUUGCUGGGAUGCGUGCAUGGUGGUUGAUGGCGGGACUUCUUUCGAGUUUAACGAUGGUGCCAUUGCUACCAUAAGUUUGAGUGAUGAGGAUCAGCUCCGGACUGUACUUUUGGAAAACUAAAGCAUUACUAUAGAACUUUUAACUAGUUUUUGCCUCUUCACGGAUUUUCAUCUACAACAAACACAAGAUUAUUUGACAAUCAUGUGAUUUAGUUGAACUUGCACAAUACAGAAAAAACAUGGUCUGCUGAUUAAAGAAUGAGUGUGGAUAAGAGCAUUAUUAAAGUUUUUUCCAAUUAUUUUCCAUGAAAGUAAUUUGCCAAAAACAGUUUAUUUAAAAGUGGAUUGUUGCGAAGUUUUCAAUAUUUUUAGUGUGCAGAUGGAAUGUUUGUGGAAAAGUAUUAAUACUAACUAGACAUAAUUUCUUUUGUUGGCUCUAUUUUUUUUAACAUUAGCCAUGUUGGUGGAAGAAAAUGCUGGAGAAAUUUAUUGUGCAAAUUUGACCUUGAUGCAUUAAGUUGCUUCAACAGGCAAUAACCUUUUUAAAAUUGUAAGUUUUGACUGUGCUGGAUGUUUGGUAAUUUUCAUGAAGACAAUAAAAAUGUAGGCAUUUAGUAUAUGAAAAUACAUUUUAACCAUCACCUU